UAGAGCUUGAAGAUAGGGUUCAGCAAGGAAAACCAAGGGGCUUCAUGGUUCAACCACUUGAUUUUCUUGACGAGCCGAACUCCAAGGCUGUCUGCUUUAGGAUUAGGGAAGAGUACAGACAAGUUGAAACCACAUAGAAAAUGUGAGAGAGCGGCUGACGGUAGAGCCAGAGGGCGCUGAACCAAAAGACCCCACCCCCACCCCCGCACCCCGCCCACUCAACUGACUCCCGGAUUCGAAAUUCUUUAGUAUCCAGGUGUUUCAGAAUCUCUUGGGAACGCGAACUCUCCGUGCGGCGCACUGCGGUCACUAGCUAGCCCGCCCUGUAGGAGGCGGUGCGCCAAGGAAAGGGCGUCCCCGCUGGAUCCAGGGGCAGGCGCUCCACUUGCCGCCAUACAGGGGGCGCCAGGCCGAGGACGGGGCUCCCACCAGGCCUUGCAGCCUCAUUCAGAGCCCAGAGCUCUGAUGCACCACGCGGUGUGAGGAGCGGGUCACCCCAGUCUUCGUUAAGGGACUCGUGGGUGUGAGGGCAAGGAGGCGAACCCCAGGACUGAGCUAGGGCUGAAGGAGGACUGCGGAGCCGAGAGGCGGAUCGGUUUAGCGGCCAUCGCUCACCACAGCUGCAGCGUCUCUGCAGACUAGGCCGCGGAGGUCAUGGCCUUGGACCUCGGAGAUCCCAGGAGCGGUUUUCGCCACAGCGACGUAGUUACGUUCAUCAACCAAGAAGUACUCCGAAAUGGCGGCGGCUCAGAUUUCUACGUGAGCUACCGCUCGCGGCCCUGGAAUGAGAUCGAGGACGAGCUGCAGUCCGUCUUGGCCGACACGCAUGUGCCUCGCAACCUCAAGAGGGCCUGUGCCUGGAGCGCGCUGGCCUUGGGCGUGCGGGUGGCCACGAGGCAGCGAGAGCAGCAGGCCCGCCGCAUCCAGCGGCUGCAGGAGCAGGUGGAGGAGCGCGAGACGGCUGCCUGGGCCCUGGCCUCGCAGCUGCAGCGCCUGCGCGAAGAGCGGAAGCAGAUGAUCAUGCAGUUGCGCCGCACGCGCCAAGACCUGCAGCAGGCGCUGAGCGAGCGCGAGGCCCUGCGCGGGCAGCUGCUGCAGGCCGAGAGGCAGUCCCAGGCGGCCGUAGUCAGCUCUCGAUCCCCGCAGCUCCGGGCUGACACGUGGCCCCUGACCACUGAGGAGCGCAACAAGUUGCUGGCCGCGACCUCGCAGCGCAGGCAGCUGGAGGCCCAGAGGGAGGAGGCGCAGAAUGCUUCGGCAGGCAGUGUGCAGGGAGCCCAGGAUCCCUGGGUCCAGGUUGUUCAACCCCCAGCUCCCAUGCCAUGCCCCAUGCACAUGCCGUGCCCCAUGCCCUUCCAAUUCCCACUACCUCCCCCACGUAGGGUACUCCCAGAAGCCCAACUAGCCGCUGCCCCCGCAACAGCAUACCCGGCCCCCCAGAUGCCUGCUGGGGUGAUGUAUGCACCUGCUAUGUGGCCUGUAGUUGUGUCCCAGGAAGAGGUCGCCCCGCCGUGGGACCAGAGGAUCGAGGGCCAAGGAGAAGGUCCCCACUUUGGAAACCCUGUGGGGCACUUCCAAGAUGGCCCAACGAAUCAACAACCUCAGGAUCAGCUGCCCAGGACGCCAGAUGGUGGUGGACUGUUGAUGGAGACUACCAAUUGAUUGACACCUUAAGCUCCAGGACCUCCGUGUGAGGCUGAAGAAGGUCCAGCUCCCCAUGUGUGAAUUGCCACAAAAUGCCCUUCCAGCUCGCAGCAACCUUCGCCUUAGAUCUCAGCUGACUGGAGCAGAAAAAAAGAAUGAAGAAUCAGAGGAAAGAAGACAUUCUGACACACAUCUUGUAACAAGGGAGGGCAGACAUUUUGUUAAGCUUAAUGCGUCUGUUGAGGAAAAGGGAAUGACAGAGUUUCAAAGAGGGGUGGGAGGGUAGUAUUAAGUUUUAGGGAUUUAGCAAGUUUGUCAAAUUGCAUUCAUUAACUCAUUGAACAAGCAGUUAUUUAUUGUCUAGUAUGUACUAAGAAUUACUACUGUAUGUUGUUAUCUGGUGCACACAUUUUAACUCAAUUGGAGGAAAUAGGCUACAUGACAGGAGAGAGCCUAAUUUGGCAUACCAAUUAUAUCAGGUAUGACUUCUUUGCCUUACAUAUAGUGUGGCUUUUAAGUAAACCCAAUUGAAAUAAAGUCAAGAUUCAUUUCUACAAUUCUGGGGGCAAAAUCAAAAAGACUUUCGUGGAAGAAUUUGAAUGACUGAACUGCUCAUCACAUUAAUCCCAGUGGAAAUAAAUGAGCAGGGGCAUAUAUUGUAGCCUCACAAAAGUACAAGCAGGACUUUUCUCAUACUCCUGCUGAUUCCCCCCUGAGAGGGACAACUAUUUUCCUGGUUUUCUGAAAGACCACUGGGUUGUCUUGCUACACACUCAAGCCCUCAGCCUCAGGCUGCUCCCAUCCCAAGCCCUUUUUCAGUCAAGAGUAGAUGAAUAAACUGUGUUUUCUGGGACAUUCAUUGUGCUAUGAAUUGUGCUUUCUUGAACUAGAUUAAAAAUAGAACUGAACUGGGAUAGGCACUCUUGAGAACGCCCCUGGGCCCUUCUCUUCCACUUGGUGUCUUCAGGUGCUCUGCUCCCCUGAGGCGGCUGCUGCAAUCCAGAGGGAGCCAAGGUCUGCCCAGAGACUGGAAGUCAAUUCAGGCUCCAGUCUGAACAAGAGGUGUCCUCGAGUUCCCCCAGGAGA
Molecule: messenger RNA, 2730 nt
Organism: Cervus elaphus (red deer)
Lineage: Eukaryota; Metazoa; Chordata; Mammalia; Artiodactyla; Cervidae
Product: testis-expressed protein 13D-like
Exons: 3
Coding region: 655-1662 (335 amino acids)
Source: RefSeq, a predicted model, not a curated record